UCUUUGUGGACAAGAAGUCUUCAAUCUUUAUGAUCUCUUUAUGAUCUCUUUAUGAUCUGAUGGUCCUCAAGUGGUAUUGGAACCUGUUCUCACAUGGUCUCCAUUUAGUGGCUGAUCACUUUUGUGCGUGGGGAACUUUCCAUAUUUUUAUUACAAAAGAAUACUAAAUAAUAUGUGCCAAAAAAUACUGCUGUUCAAAAUGACUCUAGUCUUAUAUAAGGUAUAUAAAUCUGCCUCUGGAUCAGAGAGAUGGUCCCAAUUUGAUAAAGAUCUACACAUGAUGGAAUAAAGUGUGCAUGUUCUAUGUGCAUAGUGUGCAAAUACAAAGUACAUCACGAGUCGAUCAAGAAUCGAUACCGGUGAAUCGAUUCUCCCGACUCGCUUUCCAAGAGUCACUCAUAAAGAGCCGACUCGUUCCCUGGUCCUUCACUCAUACAGUAGUGAGAAGGUGGUGAAGGAGAGAAGGUGGAUGAGCGACCGCGCUAGUGAUCUCACCGUAACAUGGGAAAGUUGGAGAAGGCGUUUCUGGACGUUCACACUCGGCUGUCUUUUCACCAGAUUUUUAUUUUUGAGUCAAUUGAAAAAUCAGGUCUGGAUGCUGGUGCGCUCAGCGCGCUUUGAACUGGGAGCGCAAUUGGGUAGUUUUGGCUUCCAGGCGAUUAUUAUAAGUGGGUUGUGUAGAAGCUGAAAACCAGAACAUUAUUAGAUCUGCAAUGCAUCUCAGCUUGUCCCAUGACAGAGACACAUCGGAGGGAAACUCCUGUGGCGCAGAGAGCUGAGGCGCUCGGACUCCCGGCACUUCGCGCAACACCCACACUUUCUAAAAAAAAAAAAAAAAAAUUUAUUCGCAACUUUUUUUUCCUUUUUGUUUAGUGUCGGUGUUAGACAUGCGGGAAAGAGAGGUGUGUGCGGGAAAGCUGUAAAUUAAACCCGAAAGACGGAGCGCAGGGAGAGACGCCGGAAACGCUCAGCCGGAUCUUGCCCUAACUUGUUCGGCGGCACGAUGUCUGCGCUGCGGAAGAAAUUCGGGGACGAUUUCCAGGUGGCGACGACGUCGUCGAGCGGCGGCGCGCUGAAGCCCGAGAAGAAGAGGAAGCGCCAGCGCUUCGUGGACAAGAACGGCCGCUGCAACGUGCAGCACGGCAACCUGGGCGGCGAGACGAGCCGCUACCUCUCGGACCUCUUCACCACGCUGGUGGACCUCAAGUGGCGCUGGAACCUGUUCAUUUUCGUGCUUACGUACACGGUCGCGUGGCUCUUCAUGGCCUUUAUGUGGUGGCUGAUCGCCUUCGUGCGCGGCGACCUGGAGCGCGCGCGCGACGAGAAGUACACGCCGUGCGUGGCCAACGUGCACAACUUUCCGUCCGCCUUCCUCUUCUUCAUCGAGACCGAGGCCACUAUCGGCUACGGCUACCGCUACAUCACCGACAAGUGCCCAGAAGGCAUCAUCCUCUUCCUCUUCCAGUCCAUCCUGGGCUCCAUCGUCGACGCCUUUCUCAUCGGCUGCAUGUUCAUCAAGAUGUCGCAGCCGAAAAAGCGCGCCGAGACGCUCAUGUUCAGCGAGCACGCGGUCAUCUCGAUGCGCGACGGCAAGCUCACGCUCAUGUUCCGCGUGGGCAACCUGCGCAACAGUCACAUGGUGUCUGCGCAGAUCCGUUGCAAACUUCUCAAAUCUCGACAAACUCCCGAGGGUGAAUUCCUGCCCCUGGACCAGCUGGAGCUGGACGUCGGCUUCAGUACCGGAGCCGAUCAGCUCUUUCUUGUGUCGCCUCUCACCAUCUGCCAUGUAAUUGACUCGAAGAGCCCGUUCUAUGACCUCUCUUUGCGCUCCAUGCAGACGGAGCAAUUCGAGAUUGUGGUGAUCCUGGAAGGCAUUGUAGAGACAACAGGCAUGACCUGCCAGGCAAGGACAUCAUACACAGAGGAUGAGGUCCUCUGGGGUCACCGCUUUUUCCCAGUCAUCUCUCUUGAGGAGGGUUUCUUCAAGGUGGACUACUCGCAGUUCCAUGGUACGUUCGAGGUGCCCACGCCUCCACACAGCAUCAAAGAGCAGGAGGAAAGCUUGCUGCUGUCCUCGCCUCUCACCGCCCCCUCACUCUGCCACAGCACAGGAGGCCUGACCGAAGGCAGCAGCACUGCGGAUGGUCUAGAAGCCCUUCACAGUGAUGCAGAGACCGGCUCGAUCAACAUCGCCGCCCCGCUGGCCAGCACCAAGAUUCCGGCUAAAUUGCAGAAGCUUACAGGAAGGGACGGCAUGCCUCGCAAAUUGAUGCGCAUGAGCUCUGAGAUCACGUACAACCUGGGAGAGCUGCCCGUCAAACUUCAACGAAUCAGCUCGGCCCCUGGUGUAGCCGAGGACAGGCUGCCACCAAUCAGCUCACUCCUUAGUCCCAUUGAGGACAAGCUGCCCUCCAAGCUAGGUCUGAUAGGGGGCGGGCUUGACCAUAUCAGCCAAUCAGUGACAGACCUGCCACCGAAGCUCCAGCGACUGGCCGGAGGAAUAGGAGGAGUUGGGGUCGGAAUUGGAGGACGAAUGGACGGCCACCUGCCUCCCAAACUGCGAAAGAUGAACUCGGAGAGAUUCACAGGAUUAAGUCUGAAAUGAACACAGCUCGCUUUCAGGGCUUUAUUUACCUCCUUUGUAAAGCUGAACAAUAAUGUUAUAUAUGGAACAAUUUCUAUAUGAGUCUAACCUUGAUUUAAUAUUGCUUAACACAAUCUGGCAUGUUUCCCCCCCCCUACAAAGAGCAUGAAAUAAUGACACAUCUUCAACACAUUGAUCAUAAACAUAAGAUACAUUAUUAAACCUCAUUAAAGUCCACAGCUUCUAAAUGAUUCACAAAUCUUAUUAAAUGUUUAAUAUUAUGUUUAUGACGUAUCGCAGCAUACAUUUUCAAAUGUUCUCAAUGGUAUCUAUUCCUCAAUUUAUGGUUAGAAAUUCAGAAUUGGUGAUCCCUUGUAUGUUCUUUACGUCCAGUCCGAAGUUCUCCAUAUGUUACACAAUAUCACAGAUUAUUCUUUAGAAAUCAACAGGUCACCACCUUAAAACCACUUCUGAUAUAAAAAAAAAUUGCCUCAAGCUCAUGAUUACUGUAUUGCAUGUUCAAUAUCUAUUCAUAACCAAAAAAACACAUGAUCUCAAAUCUAAUAAGCCUUAACUUGUAUGAUGUUUGGUUGUUCUGAUUGUGUUUUUUCUCUGUUUGAUGUGUGACAGGGCACAUGAACGUGUGAUGUACUUUAGCCGCUGUAACAGGCUGCUUUAUCGGAUAUGAGUCUAGAGAAUAAAAUUGUGUUUGUUUUUCACAUCUAUUUUUAAAUAUUAGAUCUUCUAACCUUGUAAUGCCAUCGUUAAGGUUUUGAGUUUGAAAGUUGAAGCAAUAAUACUUCGAUUUCCAUAAUACCUUCAACUGAACAAUCAUAUCCUGUAUUAUGUUUCGGUUUCUGUACGUUAAAAACCUACUCAUAGCCAAAACCUAACAUGCACAUUAAUUGUACACUGGAAUAAAUGUACAUAAAUGUCCAUGUCUGAAUGCAGAUGGUGGAUGAUAGACAGCUUUCUGAAUGAAGGAGCUCAAACUUAAAUACUAUUUGAAGGAAUCUCUUUUUUUGCCUGUUAAUACCCUGUCAUGUUUGAAGUCAAAAUAUUAUACUUGCAUAUGGAACUGCAUGAUGCCCUUUUUAGGAUGAUGGACAGAUUUAUCUUGUGUCUUUGAAGUCACAGAUAAACUAUGGAAUUAUCAUAAAUAGGGCUGCAGCUACGAAUUAUUUUAGCAAUCGAGUAUUUUACCGAUUAGUCCAUCGAUUAAUCGAGUCAUUGGAUACAAAGUACCUUUUCUUUAUUAAAGAGCAUUACUAAAUAUACAAGAGAAAACAAGACGGGUCUCUCAAAAUGAAUAAGUAACUUGUUUCCUUUUUCCAAUUUUGUGAAAAUUUCUGUGAAAACUGAACCCAUUUAGUCCAAAUUGCCAUAAAUACAAAUUUAUAAAUAUCAUAAAUCGAUUUCAAAUUACUUUAAAAAAGGCAAACACUCUGUAAGGUGUGAAAUCAUCCCAAACUUCAGAAACUUUCUCUCAUUUUCUUUGGCCUGAAUCUUAUCCUCGCUGCUCUCUGUUUUCUCUCCGUUCCACCAUUUUUCAUUCUGCAGCGUCUUCUGUGUUACCUGUCCAGGGGUCUCGUUUAUAAACUUGCCGUACCUACAAAACGAGGUUAAAAACGUUCACUUUCCACGCAAAGGUUAUAAAAUUACAAACCUGAUGGGAGAAAGUGCGCACCUGUAAGUAAACUCUGAGCCCUGCGUACGCACAACGAGGAAACACAGAAGGCGAGAAGGGGAAUUGGCGACACAAAACCUUUGCGCGGAAAGUGGAGUUCACACGUUUCCAGCCCUGUUUUGUGCAUACGCCACGUUUAUAAAUGAGACCCCAGAAUGGUUCAGUUUAUCCGUUGGUGCGCUAGUAAUAAAGGUCGGUGGGGAAACACAGUGCUCCUGGUGUAGUUAAAUGGACUAAACGAAGUAUAGUAAAAAACAAUUUGCCUCAAUGCUUUUUUGUAUUCAAUUUACUCGAGUUACUCGAGGAAUCUUUUCAGCCAUAAUCAUAAAUUACUCAUUUAAUCAUUAAUCUGACACAUUCUUUAAAUGAAUAGAUUUUAAUGAGAACUUUAUUCAGACAUUGUUUAUUAUGACUAACAACAUUACUGUAUAUCAUUUUAUUCAUAAAGCUGUUUAUAUUCACUGUCACCUCUUUAUGUAAAAAAAAAACAAACAAUUCAGAUCGCAACCCAAGCUUCACGUCGGCACUAUUAUAAUUUAGUUUUGAAUUAUUUAACAGCCUUGUUUUAAUAUUUUAAAAACUCUAUGGCUGAACAUUACUCAUAAUAAGACUCACAGAAAAAACAUAUCUCAUAAACCCAUAUUUUAUUCACAAUAUAAAAGAGAAAACAUUAAAUGUUUAAACGUAGAAAAUGUACUAUUUUAAUGAAAAACAAAUAAAGGUGAUUUUCAAUUUGAUGGCUAAAACACACAUUAAAAUGUUAGGACAGA
Molecule: messenger RNA, 5041 nt
Organism: Silurus meridionalis
Lineage: Eukaryota; Metazoa; Chordata; Actinopteri; Siluriformes; Siluridae
Gene: kcnj3b
Product: potassium inwardly rectifying channel subfamily J member 3b
Exons: 3
Coding region: 1004-2605 (533 amino acids)
Biological process (GO): potassium ion import across plasma membrane; regulation of monoatomic ion transmembrane transport
Cellular component (GO): plasma membrane
Molecular function (GO): G-protein activated inward rectifier potassium channel activity
Source: RefSeq, a predicted model, not a curated record